GGAUCAUUCCCGACUAAACCAUCCCAGCUAAGUCUGUCCAACCUGCUCUUGAAAGGUUCCAAGAAUGAAGAUUCCACAACUUCUCUAGGUGUGUGUUGUUUCAGCGCAGCAUGGCUGUGGUCAUCCGCUUGCAAGGUCUCCCGAUUGUGGCGGGGACCAUGGACAUUCGCCACUUCUUCUCUGGAUUGACCAUUCCUGAUGGGGGCGUGCAUAUUGUAGGGGGUGAACUGGGUGAGGCUUUCAUCGUUUUUGCCACUGAUGAAGAUGCAAGGCUUGGUAUGAUGCGCACAGGUGGUACUAUUAAAGGGUCAAAAGUAACACUAUUGCUCAGUAGCAAAACUGAAAUGCAAAACAUGAUAGAACUCAGUCGUAGGCGUUUUGAAACUGCCAAUCUAGAUAUGCCACCAGCAAAUGCUAGCAGGUCUGGACCACCACCUAGUUCUGGAAUGAGUGGUAGGGUAAACUUGCCAACUACUGUAACUAACUUUAACAAUCCCUCUCCUAGUGUAGUAACUGCUUCUACUACUGUUCAUGACAGCAACAAAAACAUACCCACAUUCUCCACUGCCAGUAUGGGAACUGCACCUCCAAAUCUUGGGACUACCUUUGGUAGCCCAACAUUUAGUUCAACAAUACCUAGUACAGCAUCCCCAAUGAACGCUGUACCACCUCCACCAAUUCCUCCUAUGCCAGCUAUGCCAUCUUUGCCACCUAUGCCUUCCAUUCCUCCUAUACCUGUCCCACCUCCUGUACCUACCCUGCCUCCUGUUCCUCCAGUUCCCCCAAUACCUCCUGUACCCCCUGUACCACCAAUGACCUCUAUGCCCCCUAUAUCAGGAAUGCCUCCUAUGAAUCCUCCACCUGUAGCACCUUUACCUACUGGAAUGAAUGGGUCUGGAACAGCAUUGAACAUGAACAGUGGCUUGACUCCAAUGUUUAUAGGUCCCAUGAAUCCUGUAAAUCCUAUUCAGAUGAAUUCUCAAAGUAGCAUGAAACCACUUCCUAUCAAUCCAGAUGAUUUGUACGUCAGUGUUCAUGGAAUGCCCUUCUCUGCAACAGAAUCUGAUGUAAAAGACUUUUUCCAUGGGCUUCGUGUGGAUGCAGUUCAUAUGCUAAAAGAUCAUGUAGGCCGAAAUAAUGGAAAUGGACUAGUUAAGUUUUUCUCUCCUCAAGAUACAUUUGAAGCACUGAAGCGAAACAGAAUGCUAAUGAUUCAACGCUAUGUUGAAGUUAGUCCUGCAACAGAGAGACAGUGGGUGUCUGCUGGAGGCCAUAUCACUUUCAAGCAAACCAUGGGUGGUUCUGGACAGCCCCAUCCUCCUCCACAAACACAUGCUAGGUCCAAAUCUCCUAGUGGACAGAAAAGGUCAAGAUCAAGAUCGCCACAUGAGCAGGGUUUCUGUGUCUAUUUGAAAGGUCUGCCUUUCGAAUCGGAGAACAAACAUGUAAUAGAUUUCUUUAAAAAAUUAGAUAUCGUUGAAGACAGCAUUUAUAUAGCUUAUGGACCCAAUGGAAAAGCAAUUGGUGAGGGUUUUGUUGAGUUCAGGAAUGAAGCCGAUUACAAAGCAGCUUUAUGUCAUCAUAAGCAGUACAUAGGGAAUCGUUUUAUUCAAGUUCAUCCCAUAACUAAAAAGGCGAUGUUAGAAAAGAUAGACAUGAUUCGGAAAAGAUUGCAGAAUUUCAACUAUGAUCAGAGAGAGAUCAUAAUGAAUACUGAGGGGGAGACUGGUUUGCCAAAAUUAUGUGCACAUAUAUCAAAUAUUCCAUACAAUAUUACAAAAAUUGAGAUUCUUCAGUUUCUAGAGGGACUGGCAGUAGAAGAAAACUCUGUGCAAAUUCUUGUUGAUAAUAACGGGCAAGGUUUAGGACAAGCCCUGGUUCAGUUUAAAACUGAAGAUGAUGCUCACAAGGCAGAACGCCUGCACCGUAAAAAACUCAAUGGAAGAGAUGUUGUUUUACGUUUGACUACUGUAGAAGAAAUGAGAGAAAUUGAAAGAAAUCCACCAUCCCAAGGCAAAAAGUUGCUGAAAAUGCCAAUGCAAGGGAACGUAGCAGUGCCAGGAGUACAAAAUGCUGGUGGUGAUGAGCAUUCUUUCAUGAGUGGUAGUUCGAAAGAUGUCAACAAUGGCCCUCCAUUUAAUUUUCCUGGUAAUUUUAGUGCUACAUUUGGUCCCCCUCUGCCGCCACCAGGAGUUGGUGGCUUUGGUGAUUCUAGACCAGGAAUACCUUCAGUUGGAAGCAGUGGUUUGCCUGGUGCAGGUAUUGAUAUCCCAGGUUUUGGAAGUGGUCCUAGUAAUUUGAGCGGACCAUCAAAUUUUGGAGGGGGACCGCAAAGCUUUGGGAAUGGGCCUGGUAAUUUAAGUGGCCCUCCUACUUUUGGUAGUGGCCCUCCAGGUAUCGCAAGUGGACUUGGGCAUUUAAGUGGACCUCCAGGUUUUGGACCUGGACCAGGAAACUUGCAUAUUAGUGGACCCCCAGGUUUUGGAACGGGUUCUGGUAAGCCAGGGCCUACUGUCAUUAAAGUACAAAAUAUGCCCUUUACUGUGUCAGUGGAUGAAAUUUUGGAUUUCUUUUAUGGUUACCAAGUGAUCCCAGGUUCAGUGUGCUUAAAAUACAAUGAAAAAGGAAUGCCCACAGGAGAAGCAAUGGUUGCAUUUGAGUCUCGUGAUGAAGCAAUGGCUGCUGUGGUUGAUUUAAAUGACAGGCCUAUAGGCUCAAGAAAAGUCAAACUUGUCUUAGGGUAGCUGUUCAUAUGAAAUGUCUGUAGAAUAGUUACUCAUAGUGCUGUGAUUAAUACAUCCACAUUGUUUUUAUAGUGUAUCCAGGAUAGAACCUGUGGAUUUGUUUAAAUUGUAAUCAGAUUUGUUUUGCGAAGACAAAACAGUGGUUUAGCCAUUUACAUAAGAAACCCUGCAAAGAUGAAUGUGCAGAGGAUUUUUGAUUAAAAGUAUGUGAGAAGAGAGAUUCUUUUGCACCAAAUAGAAAAAGUUUGCUGAAGCUAAACUGACCCCAUGAUGUUUAUCAAGGAAUCUAGAUUGGUUUUAUGUAGUUGUGGAUAAAGGAAAUAGUUAUGUAAUGAGAUGAAGUCAAUGAUGCCCUCAGUGGGUGCUAUUGCAAGCCAUUGUAAAAUAGAUAGCUCUUCCUAGAUUUGGUUAAAAACUGGCUGAAUUUACUUUGUUCCGGGUUAAAGCUUUGUUUAUAAUUUUCCUCUGCAAGUGAAUGAAUUCAGUGUAUAGAUUAAUUGUUUUGUGUAUGUACUCUUAUUUUCAAAGGUUAUUGCUGUAUAGAUAGAAUUAUGCACAUGGCUAAUGUCUACCAAGCUAUUUCAUAUAUACCUAUGAGCAGAACUGUUCUGUAAAAUUCAAGCUGUUCUUUGUGGAAUAACCUUUAGCUAUUGUUGCAACUAUAACUGUGCAGAAUAAGACUUUUGCCACAAAUGUAGCUACCGUCAAACAUUAUUGUAUUUAGUUUUCUAGUAAAAAAUACAGUUGGUGCCAUGGCAGCAACAACUCAAAAAAACAUUCAUCAUUGUUUAAGUAGCUUGAUUUGUUAGGAUUAUGUAACAGUUGCGAUAGACUCUUUGACACUAGCUUGGAUAGUGAAUGUUGUAUUUCUCGUGUAUCUUCUGAACUACUCACAAGGAAUCUCUCUUAAGAGAACCAAAGGGAUUAUCUUUAUUAGAAGAUUGGAUUCCAGCUAAAGAUUUCAUGUUUAAACUACUCUUAAACGCUUUUUAUCUUAACUUCAGCAACUGUGCUGUGAAAUACUGUCAUGGGUCAAUUCAGAGAUUUAAUCUUAUUUUCCCCCCCAAAAAAACCUUGAAAACACUCUUUUGAGUUUACUAUAUUUUUGCAAUAAACUUGUGCUGUUUUAUUCAAAUUCUGUAAAGAGUUGACAUUUUCUUUACUGUGGAGUGAAGACUUUCAUGGAGAAUAGAAAAUCAAAAAGGAAGCAAUUAUUCACAAGCUUGAACAAUAGAACUUGUAGUUUGUCUACUCUUUGGUUUAUUAGACAUUCAAAUUCUUUUUGCUGUCUGAAAUUCCACAAUUCCCUGCAAAUCAUUGUACUUAAACAUAGUAGCCUGUAAGCUGUUCUGUUUCUUGGUCAAAGAAAUCUCGUGCCUUUUAGUGUUGCAUAUUAUGGAACACUGAAGUAUACAGUCUGGCAUAAUUUAUAGGUGCAAGUGGCAACAGUUUUAUUCAUGUAGUGUAUAGGGAAGAUCUGAAAACCUGUGCAACGCUACCUUCUGAGAGGAUUUUCCAGUACAGGAAUUUUUGGAAGGAUUGUAAAAGGUGUACUACAAUAAAGAGGUGGUUGCAUUACACAUCCUUUUGAAAUUCAUCGGAAUAAAUUUGUUUUUGACAAAUCACUAGGUGGUGCACUCCCACAUUUGAAAAGCUUUGUGAUUGUAUAUACUGUUUACAAUUAAGUCUCCUGUUAAUAAAAUUGUCUCUCUUUGUUAUGUGUUUUAACAGUCUUGGGGAUAUUGUUUCAACAGAUGUUUUUCUUUGAGAGUACUAUUACUGAUUCAGUAAGAUGAUUUGAAUAGGAGACAAGUAUUUGAGGUUUUUUAAAAAUUUUGCUCUUUGUUCUUGAAACAAUUUUCUAAUUAAAAUUUCCUACUAUAUUUCA
Molecule: messenger RNA, 4632 nt
Organism: Alligator mississippiensis (American alligator)
Lineage: Eukaryota; Metazoa; Chordata; Crocodylia; Alligatoridae
Gene: RBM12
Product: RNA binding motif protein 12
Exons: 2
Coding region: 111-2744 (877 amino acids)
Biological process (GO): regulation of RNA splicing
Cellular component (GO): ribonucleoprotein complex; nucleoplasm
Molecular function (GO): RNA binding
Source: RefSeq, a predicted model, not a curated record